GCGGAAACAGUCGUGAGAUUAAAAAGCCUUGUCGGGAUGCAUUUCGUUCCAUCUUCCACACACUCACGAUCUGGCUUCCCCUCGACCAUCUCUGCAGCGUUGAUGAAAGCAGUGGGUCAAAUAACGGCUUUAACACUGGAGCUGUGAAAAACGAAAACGGGUGCUCCCGUCUGGUUGAAAGCACAGCAUCAUCUUGACCAGACAGCCCAGCGAUAAUUUGCUGCAUUCUCUCUAAAAGAAACAUUUUGUUUUGGGAGAGUGUAAUUUGAUACCACAUAAACGCUGCAGUCGCCAUCAGUCCCUCAUCAAAACAGAAUGGUGCAAAAUAUGAUCAGCGAAGUCACUGGAUUCCAUAACUCUUUCAAGGGCCAAAAUCCCUUUGAGACUGAUGAAUUCACAGAAAAUGGAUCCCUCCUUGAUUCCGACUUCAAUUUUGAGUCGUCGAAUAGACAUGAUAUUCCCUCCAGCCAACCUAUUGACAUCCCUGAUGCCAAGAAGAGAAAUAAGAAGAAAAAGCGUUGCAGGGCAACUGACAGCUUCUCUGGCCGAUUUGAAGAUGUCUACAGGCUGCAGGCAGAGGUUCUUGGAGAGGGGGCAUAUGCAAGAGUGCAGACCUGCAUCAACCUCAUUACCAAUAAAGAAUAUGCUGUGAAGAUCAUUGAGAAGAGACCUGGUCACAGCCGCAGUCGCGUCUUCAGGGAGGUGGAGAUGCUGUACCAGUGCCAGGGUCACAGAAACAUCCUGGAGCUGGUGGAGUUCUUCGAGGAGGAAGACAAGUUUUACUUGGUGUUUGAAAUGCUAAGAGGAGGUUCGGUCCUGGCUCACAUCCACAGGAGACAACACUUUAGCGAGCAGGAAGCCUGCGUUGUGGUGCAGGACAUCGCCAGCGCUCUGGACUUCCUGCAUAACAAAGGAAUGGCACAUAGAGAUCUGAAGCCGGAAAACAUCUUGUGUGAGCACGUGGACAAGAUCUCUCCUGUGAAGAUCUGUGACUUUGACCUGGGCAGUGGGAUCAAACUGAACAGCGACAGCUCACCCAUCUCCACCCCAGAGCUCCUCACUCCGUGUGGCUCAGCAGAGUACAUGGCCCCUGAGGUGGUGGAGGCCUUCAGUGAGGAGGCCACCAACUAUGACAAGCGCUGUGACCUGUGGAGCCUGGGGGUCAUCCUUUACAUCCUGCUGAGCGGCUACCCGCCCUUUGUGGGCCGCUGCGGCAGUGACUGUGGCUGGGAUAUGGGAGAACCAUGCCACACAUGCCAGAACACGUUGUUCGAGAGUAUCCAGGAAGGGAAGUAUGAGUUUCCUGAGAAGGACUGGGCUCACAUCUCCUCAAGUGCCAAAGACCUGAUCUCCAAACUGCUAGUUCGGGACGCCAAGAACCGCCUGAGUGCUGGCCAGGUUCUGCAGCACCCCUGGGUGCAGGGGGGCUUCUCUGACACUCUGCCAACAUCCAUCCUACAUCAAAGAAACAGUGCCAAGGACCUGACGUUCUUUGCUGGCAAGGCGGUGGCCAUGAACCGGCAAUUGGCUGAGCAGGCUGUGAUGGAGGAGCAGCAGCAGCUUGACGAGGCUCCCAUGGUCAUCACAGCCAGCUCCACCUCCAUGCGCCUCUCCCCUCCAUCCAACUCAAAGCUGGCCAAGCGCAGGCAGAGGGGCAGCCUCUUGAAGACUGGGCCCGUCUCUGCCUCCGAGCUCAGUCAGCUCCUCACCCCCCUCGUCAUCACAUCAUCAUGUGCCUAAACCACCACCUUUGCCCCCCCCCAACUCAGAUCUCUAGACGACUGCUCAGCCUGGCCGCUACCUGACCGCAGCUCUUCAGCCACACUGACUGCAGGCAUGUCCCCAUCAUUAACAGGAGACCGCUACCAUGCCUGCUGUCUGUUUCCUAACUGCCUUCUGCCCCACAACAGCACUUAUAAAGCACAUCAGCCAGGGCAUGCAUACACAUGCACAUCCAUGCUGCUGGGUCUGCUAGGGACUGGGAGGUGGAUGGGAGCGCUCUUCAAGUUCUGUUUUCAUUUCGUUACGUUUAAGGCAGAAAGUUUGAACCAAGCUCAGACACCAAAGGACUACCUGUUGUGCUGCUUUCACGUUAUAACUAGAUCAACUGUGACUUAAGUUUACCUGGAAUGUUCUCUUUGCCUGUAUGCAUGAAUGCCCCAUCAGCAGAUGCAUACAUGCUUAUGCAAUAGCCAAGAUGAUGUGGAGGGUUUCAGUGUAGAGUUCAGAAUGCUGGAAGCGGAUGCUGUUAGGUCCUGGUGUAGUCCAUUGUUUGGCUGGGACUUUCAAAGCUUUCAGAUUCUUUUGCAUUAUCUUAAUGGAUACAUUCCUCUUCAACUAAGCCUCCUCUGUAGAAAGUUAUGCCCACAGUACAAAACCUUGUGUCUGUGCACUUGAGCCUCUAGUACCAGAGAAUGUGUAUCUAUAACCAGCCCUUAUUACGCUGCAAUGUCUACCAAUUCAGUUUCAUAGAUUGGCAUAAUUCAUGCCAAACUAGCACUGGCCAUGCAUCAUUCAACAUCCAUUCCUCCUGAAUUUCUACGAUGCAGUAGGGGUUGAAUUACAUUUGUUUCGCCUGCCUCUGCAAGAGGCUUUAUGCACCAACCCAAAGUUCUUGGUGCAUGUAACUAAUUUGAUACCAGAUAGGUAUACUACAAGGCAGGAUAAAUAAAUUAGCCCACUAACUUGGAUUAAAAACCAGAAAUUACUUGAUUUCUUGUUCAUUAAGAAAGCUAAACAUAAUGUUUUUUGGAUUAGUCACUAACCAUGUUUCCAUCCAGACUUUUUAUGCAAUUUCUUUUUUUCCCCUUUUAAUUGCAUGUCUGAUAAAUGUCACGGCAGGCCUUACGGAAACGGCAAAUUUGUCAGUGAACUUUAACAAAUGUUUAAACAAAAUAUGAUAGAUAAGGUGAGAUUUGUCAGUACAAUUUAUUAUGUGAGGAAAUGGCGACGCAAAUGCCUUUUUAUGCGCAAAUAUUGAUAUAACAUAUUGUAGUAAACUUGGAGUCAUGCGAUAUGUUGUGGUCCGCCCACUACGACUCAAAGAAUGUCGUUUAUUAGGCUACAGAUGACAUAAAUUAACAUCACAAGGUGGCGAAAGCACAUUCAGUAAUUUUGAUUGCUCCUUUCCAAUAAAUAUCGAGGGUCUUAUUCUGGAAACAUGAUGAUCGUGCUUGGCUGCUUUUUGACACAUCUUGCUAUUUUGUCCAUAAUCUCAUGUAGGCUAUCCUACCAGCAUUGUAUCUGCAAGCUGUUGACUAGAGCACAUGUACCAAGACCAGUGGGCAUAUUUGCAAUACAACACCAUUUUUUAUUUUGUUGACAAAACCAUCAAUUGCAAAUGCGAUGGAAACUUGUAUUUGGUACAUGGGAAUUUAACCGCAAAAGUUAUUUGUAUGUGCACUACGUCAUCACGUACAGCAUUUUAUCCUCAACAGGUCAACUUGAUGGAAACCCAUCUCUGGAGAAAAUGCGCGUAUUUGUUUUUCUGCAAAGUUUCCGAAUAUUUACAUGAAAAUCUGUCGCUAAUUGGAUGGAAACCUAGCUAAUGAGACUUUCCAUUUCAAGCUUCUCUUUAAAAAAAAAAAAAAGUAAUUUCUGAACAUUUAGGCACGUUAGCUGGCUAACUCCUUGAUCCAGCUUAGUUGUAUACGCCGCCGACACUUCAAAGGGGUUUGCCUGACGCUACCCUGGUCAUUAGACCAUUUAGAUGUUCACAUCUAAUACAUUUUAAGUAAUUUGACUGCUGGUUAGUGUGAAGUAAUUCUAUGCCAUGGCUGUCAUAACCUGUCAAGCAUAGCAGGGUUAGAAAAGCACAUUUUGGCCGCUGUGACUUAGCUAUUGUAUUUGUUCCGAGAUCAGGUUUCAAAUCCAAUCAGGCUUUUCCGUUAACAGGGUAACCUGAUACUGUCCUCUAUAAUGUGACACACACCCUCUCAGAAUGCUUCUAAACUGCAUCAUAACUUUGCAUAAAACAUGGUGAAGGAGACUAUUGAGGAGAAAAAAUUAUUACAAAAUGGAAAAGCAUUCCGAAGAAAAAGUGUUCUGAUGCUAUGUAGCUGUAAUUAAUCAGUUAUUUUAAAAGUUUACUUUAUUUAUGUUUAACUCCAUGUCAAUGUUUAAAUGUGCCACUGAUAUUUUAGUUUUAUGUCGACCUGCAUGUGGCGUUCAGGUGGAACACCGGAUGUUUUUUCUAAAGUGUUGAAUGUACAAGAGGAUGUGAGAUGAGGAAAAGUAGUUUAAUUUUUUUUUUAUUGAACAUUUAUUUGUAUCUGGAGCGAAAUAAUUAAUGCCCAGUGAAGGCUUUUACUGUUUUGUAUGUGAAAGUGUUGGUAACUAUCUGUUUGGAAACAAGUUAGGCUCUUUCUGAAAUGUAACAAUUAUUUUACGGUGAUGGUCUCAAGACACUGUAGCCAUUUGCCAAAGAGGGUAAAAGUCAUGAAAACAAGUGUUUUGAUCUGAGGUUUCUCACAGGUUUUUGACACGAGCACGCAUUCUCAAGGAGUAAGAAACUACUAAACUCAUGAAUGUCCAUGUGUUGCCAGCACCGCAGUGUGGAACUCUUGGAGGGGGGGAGGAAUGACCCAUUAUGCUCAUAAUAGGACACUGAUUGUAAUCUUUUAAAGAAACCUUCUACCAAUGCAUCUUUGUGGGGGUUUUAUGUCUUAUAGUAAGACUUACUUGAAUGUGUAUGCAGCUGUUUUCUUUGUUUGUGAAACUACCUUGCUAUCAAGAAUCUGAACAAAAGCAUUAAGCUAAGUAAGGCGGUCUUUAGGGUUUUCAAAAUACAUAUUCAAUUCAGUUUCUACUUUUAAAAAAAAGUAUCUAAUGUUUUUCUCUACGUUUUGUUGGGAUUCUCAGAAAUGCACAAAGACUUGGGAAGUACUCUUUAGAUAUAAUUAAGGUAUGAGUUGCCUUCGUCAUAAUCAUUUCUACUUUUACCCAAUGCAGUAGUUUUGGACUGCCUUUUUAUUUGGAGAGAAUGAAUACAAGCUAUGCCUAGCUUUUUAAAUAUUUGUUUUUUUUAGCUUUUUGUAAGACCUUUUAUAAAGUCAACUGGAGAGCCAUAAUCCACUUCCCCACAAUUUGAAUGUAGCCCACCAGCAAUGCAUUUUUUUUACAUUCACAUUAAAUAUUUUUUUUUAUAAAUAGUUGCGUUUGAGGGAGGUAACAUGUAGAUUUGUUUUUCUACCAUGUGGUUAUGAUAUCCUCAAGCCUUGAGGCUUCUCUUGAGUGUUGUUGAUACUUGUUUUUAACCUCUCCCAGCCCAAAAAUAUUGAUGGGGAAAAAUGUUGGAAAGUACAUAUUACAUCAGACAAACAUUGAUUUUAAAUAAGCACUUUACUGUACCAUGUGACUGAUUUUGCAGUUCACGUAAAGCAACAUUUGACUGUUGCAGAAUUUUGUGUUUUUCUAAAGAUACAAUAAAAAUGCUUUGAACCA
Molecule: messenger RNA, 5442 nt
Organism: Salmo salar (Atlantic salmon)
Lineage: Eukaryota; Metazoa; Chordata; Actinopteri; Salmoniformes; Salmonidae
Product: MAP kinase-interacting serine/threonine-protein kinase 2
Biological process (GO): protein phosphorylation
Molecular function (GO): protein kinase activity; ATP binding
Source: RefSeq, a predicted model, not a curated record